Molecule: messenger RNA, 2319 nt
Organism: Panicum virgatum (switchgrass)
Lineage: Eukaryota; Viridiplantae; Streptophyta; Magnoliopsida; Poales; Poaceae
Product: LEAF RUST 10 DISEASE-RESISTANCE LOCUS RECEPTOR-LIKE PROTEIN KINASE-like 2.4
Exons: 5
Coding region: 10-1977 (655 amino acids)
Biological process (GO): protein phosphorylation
Molecular function (GO): polysaccharide binding; protein kinase activity; ATP binding
Source: RefSeq, a predicted model, not a curated record
CCAGUCGACAUGCGCCCCGCGUUACAGCUUCUCCCGCUCUUGGCCUUCUUGCUCCUCCAGCUCCAUCACCACGCGCAUGCCGAUGACUGCGAGUCCGCAGCAUGCGGGAACCUCACCAUCAGAUACCCAUUCUGGCUCGGCAGCAGCAACCAGCCCUGGUCAAACUGCGGCCACCCAGCCUUCAAGAUCCAGUGCAGCGACGACGGGACCGUGGCUUCCUUGAAGGGCACCGACACCGACAUACACAUCCUCAGCAUCAACUACACCGAUCGCUCCUUUGUCGCCUCCCAAACCAGGGUCGCCGCCGGCAACAAUGGCGUGUGCCGCGCCGACGUCAACGGAUCCACCAUCAUCGGGCUCAGCGUCUUCACGAUUAGCAUCAGCCGGAACCGGGCCCUGUGCUUCCUCUACAACUGCAACGGCACGGAGCCGUCGGGGCCCGGUUACGUCAACGCCACCUCCACCUGCAGUGCUCCUGUCUACGCGUACCUCGCCGGGAGCAUGGACAUGUCGGCGAUCGAGAUGGGAGGGUGCACGCUCUCGUACGUCCCGGUGCGCGAGCAGGAGCCGGAAACCAUGUCGGCGGCCAACUACACCCGGCUCCUCAAGGACGGGUAUGUCGUCGACUGGCCGGCGCCUGCGGAAGGCGACUGUUCUGCCUGUACCGCAAGCGGCGGGAAGUGCCGGAACGUUAACGCUGUGUUCGCCUGCGUCUGCCCCAACGGCAAUCAGCAAGGGUCGACAUGCGCCACCGAAGGAAGCAAGAGGAAGAACAGAGGGGCGACGAUAAUAUUAAUAGUUUCGAUGGCAGCAGCUGCAAGCUUACUCUUUACAUGUAUUUGUGUGCUAAUACGCAAGAGGAAGGUGAAAAAACUAUGGUUUCUACUUGGCGAAAAGACUAGGAGCACCAAUGAAAGGAACGUGGAGGCUCUAAUAUUAUCAUACGGAUCCCUAGCUCCAAAAAGGUACAGGUACUCAAAGGUACUGAAUAUAACUUCCUCUCUAAAUAAUAAGCUUGGAGAAGGUGGUUAUGGAACAGUUUUCAAAGGAAGACUACAUGAUGGUCAUCUAGUUGCUGUGAAAUUUUUGCAUGAGUGCAAAGGAAAUGGGGAGGAGUUCGUGAAUGAGGUUAUGAGCAUUGGAAGGACAUCUCAUAUUAAUAUCGUUAGCUUAUUUGGGUUUUGUUUGGAGAGCUCAAAACGAGCUCUUAUAUACGAGUACAUGCCUAAUGGUUCUCUGGAUCAGUACAUUUACUCCGAGAACCCCAAAGAAACUUUAGGGUGGCAAAAGCUCUACACCAUAGCAAUUGGAAUUGCUCGUGGCCUAGAAUACUUGCAUCAUUGUUGUAAUACACGAAUAGUCCACUUUGAUAUCAAACCCCAAAAUAUACUUCUCGAUCAGGACUUUUGCCCAAAGAUUGCUGACUUUGGUUUAGCUAAAUUGUGUCUUGCUAAGGAAAGUAAGCUUUCAAUGACUGGUGCUAGAGGAACGAUUGGAUUCAUUGCUCCUGAAGUUCACUCUCGAACCUUUGGAGUUGUGUCAACAAAAUCAGAUGUUUAUAGUUAUGGAAUGAUGUUGCUAGAGAUGGUUGGAGGCAGAAAAAAUGUUAACUUAGAGGUUCAAAAGUCAAGUGAAAAGUAUUUUCCAGAUUGGAUCCAUGAACACUUUGCCCAGGAUGACGGAUUACAAGUUUGUGAAGUCACAAGUGAAGUAGAGGAAAUUGCCAGAAAGAUGAUUUUAAUUGGUUUGUGGUGCAUACAAGUCUUACCAACGCAUCGGCCUACAAUGACCAAGGUUUUAGAAAUGUUUGAAAGAGGCGUAGAUACACUGGACAUGCCACCGAAGCAAAAAUUUAGUCAAAUACUUGAGGAUUCAGUUUACAACUUUGAUACAGCAAGCACCACUCCCAGCAGUUCUGCCAAAACGCAAGGUUCUAGUGAAGUGCUAAAGAUCGAGGAUAUAAACCUUGUGACUUGAGGAACAUCAUGACUGUUAUCAGCGCUGUGAAACGACAAACUACUCUAGAAACAAUGCACCUAUGAACAGGCGAGCAGCAAUACUGGAGUCAAUGCAGGCAUGGAGGACAAACAUGAAGCUGAUCAUGUGACACCGUAUAAAAUGAAGUUGAUCAGAGCACUAUUUUCAAUUCCCUUGUAAUUUCUGAAGUCUAGUUUGUUCUCCUUAGUUAGUUCUCCAAAGGGCAACUCCAGGAGAUUAGUAAUACUACUAGCUAAAAUUUGUCUGUAAAAAAAUAUAAAGAGCUGCAAAAGGGGGAGGACCCAACAGACUAGGUAUAAUCUGGACUCUCUAUAUUCAAAA